Molecule: messenger RNA, 591 nt
Organism: Parnassius apollo (apollo)
Lineage: Eukaryota; Metazoa; Arthropoda; Insecta; Lepidoptera; Papilionidae
Source: the annotation of a GenBank genome assembly
AUGGAGCAACUAGAGAAUGCUCCGCAUCGUCGUAAGGUUUACCAGAAGAGAUAUGAUUCGUUUUCUUUGCCCGAUUUAGAGUUCAAAAAGCGAUACCGCUUUAAUAAACAUACGACAUCUUUUAUAAUUGAUCUUGUCAGGCAGGAUUUACAACUGGACCCAAGGGGUUGUGUUACAUCACCAGAAUUGCAGGUGUUAACAGCCAUUAGAUGCUGGGGACGUCGUGAAGUUCAAGAUGAUGGGGGAGACCUUCAUAGGUUAACACAACCAACUGUGAGUCGCAUUUGUGCCAGAGAAGCUCGCGCGAUUGCUCGUCACCCUGAGACGUACAUAAAAAUGCCGCAUUCUCCGGCAGAAGAACAAAGGGUUAUAAGGGAAUUCUUAGAGAUAAGAAAUUUCCCUUCUGUGUUGGGUUGCAUUGAUUGUACUCACAUAAAAAUAAAGAAAUCUGGUGGUGAUGCAGCUCUGUAUUAUAUAAAACGGAAAAGGAUUUUAUUCAUUGAAUGUACAAAUCAUGAUGAUGAACUCAAUACAAUUGUGGAUGCUGAACUUCUAUCACAAAUUGGUGAGGUCAGAGGAAGACUCCAAUAA